AUGGGCGGGGAGUUGGGCGACUUCGUAAACGGUGUUCUGAGCUCCUUAGCUCCGAUUUCUGAGUUUUACCGAAGUGGAGUAUAUGCCUUGGGUGGAAGAUGCUUCAAACACGAGAUCAAAACUAUUUCAUGGAGGGAAGGGGUCAAGGAUGACCAGUUAACGAAUAUUUUGACCAAGUUUUUGCUAAAAUUUAGGCGAAGUAUCAUAGAAAAUGGACAAGACCCACUGUACCUCCCUGGUGACUCUGAUAACUUCACUGUAUCUCUGUUCAACACGACACUUGAGGGAAACAUCUGGGUGGAUGAAGGUCGACUCCAAGGUCUGUCAACCAUCCACCGUGCUGGUAACAUGACCCUCCAGUAUGUUGGAGUGGAGGAUGAGGUCAUCUGGGGAGGUGAAGUCGGCCUCAUUGACCUCCAGGUUGAGUACGCCUCGAGGUUGACCUUGGCUUUCUUCGGCAAGGAGCUCAAGAUCUUACUUAAGAUGUCCUUUGUCCACAUCAGCUUUGAGACCGAUGUGUUCCUUCACCAGUCACAGCUCACCUUUGCUUACUGUAACAUCACCGAGCUGGGACCGGUACACUUCAAGGAGAAGGGAGCGGGACCCCUGGACACACCUCUCUACAACCUGCUGGCCAACACUGCUGUAGGAGAGUUACACGCUCUUGUCUCCAGCACUCUGCAGGAGGUUGUCUGCGCUUUGCUGGAAGACGUCUUUGCCACGGGAUAACCACGUCUCUGAUUUUAAACACCAGUGGUUGUAACGGUGGUGGUGACGGUGGUGGUGACGGUGGUGGUGACAGUGGUGGUGACGAUGGUGGUGAUAGUGGUGGUUAUUCUUAGUAACAUUGGCACUGCUGUUGCUGCUGCUGCUGGUAGUAGUACUACUACUGCUACUACUAUGGCGACUUCUACUACUACUGCUCCACGUCGUACUGCUACUGCUAAUACGACUGCUGUUACUACUAUUACUAUUGCUACCGUUACUGCUGCUAGUGGUACUACCACUACGACCACUACUACCAUUACUACCACUACUACCACUACUACCGCUACUACCACCACUACCACUACUACCACUACUACCACUACUACCACUACUGCCACUACUACCAUACUGCACUACUACCAC
Cherax quadricarinatus is the source of this 1131-nucleotide messenger RNA. NCBI's taxonomy places the organism in Eukaryota, Metazoa, Arthropoda, Malacostraca, Decapoda, Parastacidae. The record is from RefSeq and is a predicted model, not a curated record.